UCACCAAGAUGGCCGCCCGCUGGUCCCGCCCCGGGCCGAGUCUCCCCAUCGACCGGAUAAAAAUGGCGGCGGAGAAGCGGCGGUUGGUGGCGGCGCUGCCGAGCUGAGGGUUUAGGAGCUGUUGCUGUGGACGGAGAGACGGGGACGUGAUCGGCCAUUGCGGGCGGCUAGGGUUCCGGUGAGCCCCCCCCCCCCCCCCCCCCAAUUUGCUCGGUGUGUGGGCUCAGCUUCGAGGGGCUGAGCUUCGAUGGAGGACCGCAUGACGGGGCACAACAAAGAGAAGCAUUAUGAGUGUGACGUGUGUGGGAAGGCCUGGCAGAAGCCGAGCCAGCUGGAGAUCCACCGGCGGGGGCACACAGGAGAGCGUCCCUUCGACUGCUUCGAGUGCGGCAAGAACUUCGCCCGCUACGAGACACUGCUGCGGCACAACCGCGUACACUCUGGCGAGAGGCCCUUUGCCUGCCACGACUGCGGCAAGAGCUUCAAGUCAAUGCAUGAGCUGAAGAUGCACAAGCGGGUUCACACGGGAGAACGCCCCUUCACCUGCUCCGACUGCGGCAAGAGCUUCACCCGCCAUGAGACCCUGCUGCGGCACAACCGCGGGCACUCCCACGAGAGGCCCUUCACCUGCUCCGACUGCAGCAAGAGCUUCAAGACGGCGAAUGACCUGAAGAUUCACCGGCGGGUGCACACAGGCGAGAAGCCCUAUGACUGCUCCACCUGCGGCAAGAGCUUUGCCCAGAUGCCGGGGCUACGGCAGCACCUGCGGGUGCACAGCAGUGAGCGGCCCUUCACCUGCUCCGACUGCGGCAAAGGCUUCAAGUCGUCCACGGACCUGAAGGUGCACAGGCGCCUGCACACCGGGGAGCGGCCCUACACCUGCAGCGACUGCG
This is a messenger RNA of Amblyraja radiata (thorny skate), 893 nucleotides long. Its product is annotated as gastrula zinc finger protein XlCGF49.1-like. Gene Ontology annotation, molecular function: DNA-binding transcription factor activity, RNA polymerase II-specific; RNA polymerase II cis-regulatory region sequence-specific DNA binding. Lineage: Eukaryota; Metazoa; Chordata; Chondrichthyes; Rajiformes; Rajidae. The annotation marks the transcript as partial. Gene Ontology annotation, biological process: regulation of DNA-templated transcription. The record is from RefSeq and is a predicted model, not a curated record. The transcript is spliced from 2 exons.